AUGUCCAGCAUACCUUUGCGUUGCAAUAUUUGCCCAAAGAAACCGAGCUUCAGCGAUGUAUCUCAUUUACUCACCCAUAUCGCCAGCAAGGGCCACCUCUCGCACUACUACAAGAUCAAAGUCCGCUCCGGUAAUGAAGACAGCUCACGAAAGCUGAUCGAGGACUACGACCGGUGGUACGCCGAAUGGAAUGUCGAAGACCUGAUGUCCGAGAGGAUGAAUCUCAAGGAGAAGCGGCGGACCCGGCCCAGAGCCUCAGGGCGAGCGUCGACUGCAACAACCUCUCGGACUAGGCCACGAGCACUUGAUCCUAUAGACCCUCGCCUCUCCGUAGAUACGAUCAAGACCGAGCCGCGUCCUACACCACCGCUAUCAUCCGUCGAUCCCGCCUCGCUCCAUGCCUCAUCUGUUCCCCCACCCCCGAUGGCAUACUGGCCGCCACCACAGCACGCCGUAUACAGUAGCUGUUAUCCAAGGCGGGACUCGGGGUACAGCGAGUACUUCCCUCCUACGCGGCAAAGGAAAGCUGUCAAGGCGGAGCCAGCUCCUGCUCCUACUAGACUGGACGGAGACGACAACAGCGACGACUUCCAAGUCAGCGAGAGCACGAAGCUCAAGGGCAUCUUCUGGCCCGGAAUGGACAUCUUCGACUCUGCAACCCCAGAGAUGAGGCGGAAGCGCAACCAGAAGAAAGACGUCUCUGUCAUCGAGCAGCUUGAGGUGAACUCGCAAGAAGUCGAGCCGACGGAGAUGGUCUUUACACCACUUGGGUCCUUGAAGAAGCAGCGAAAGAUAUCCGGCCUGCCCGACGAGGACAGCAGCCCACUUAAGCUCGAUCCCUCGCCUGCACGGCCCUACCUGAGCCGGACCGCCCUCGCCGAGCUCGACGCUAACAACCCUCGGCGUCUUAACUUCUUCAAAGCGAAGCCCUCGUUCCAAGAAUUCCGCCACACCACCGCCUUCGAAGACGACUUGGUUGAACACCGCCUCACGUACGGGGGCAAUUUCGGCACCAAGCGAAAAUGCGCCUUCGACAUCUUCAAGGACCAGGACGACGACCAAGGCCAGGACCAGGAUCACGGCUACGACCACGGCCAUGAGAUCUCCUUCGAGCACCCCGCCAGCCUGAACCUGCUGAAUUCCGAGUUCCGCCCACCGCCGCAGUUCCAUCAAUCCCCCUCAUUCGACUUUAAGCCCUUCGAUGACCCAUUCCAAAACUUCAGGGGAGAUGCGGACCUGGAUGGUGCGGCGUACCAGCUUCCGGCUUACUACAAUGUACCGACGCACACGCUGCCCAUUCAUGCGGCUCCGUCGCGGUUGUUCUCGAACCAGGCUUUCGAGAGCAUGGCCGGGCAUGACAUGCAUGGCCUUUUCCCGAACUCAGUGUUUCCUUACACAAGCCAUCUUGACGAGGGGCAGGCGCAAGUCGACGAGGAAGACAUCGACGACGGCCGCACGCUCACCGCACCGCCCUCCGAAGUUUGA
Coniosporium apollinis CBS 100218 is the source of this 1485-nucleotide messenger RNA. RefSeq lists its product as uncharacterized. The record is from RefSeq and is a predicted model, not a curated record. The transcript is spliced from 2 exons. Lineage: Eukaryota; Fungi; Ascomycota; Dothideomycetes. Bases 1 to 1485 code for a protein of 494 amino acids.